Molecule: messenger RNA, 1266 nt
Organism: Phascolarctos cinereus (koala)
Lineage: Eukaryota; Metazoa; Chordata; Mammalia; Diprotodontia; Phascolarctidae
Gene: DOLPP1
Product: dolichyldiphosphatase 1
Biological process (GO): lipid biosynthetic process; protein N-linked glycosylation
Cellular component (GO): endoplasmic reticulum membrane; intracellular membrane-bounded organelle
Molecular function (GO): dolichyldiphosphatase activity
Source: RefSeq, a predicted model, not a curated record
AAGAGUCUUCCAAGCGGGAUAGGUCAGGACCAUCUCCCCUCUUUUUCCUGAUUGGCUAAUCGGCAAAGCCCGGUCUCCGGGUAAGAUGGCAGCGGACGGACAGUGCUCGCUCCCCGCUUCAUGGCGGCCGGUGACCCUCACCCACGUCGAAUAUCCCACAGGUGAUCUCUCAGGCCACCUCCUCGCCUACCUGAGCCUCAGCCCCAUCUUCGUUAUUGUCGGCUUUGUGACACUCAUCAUAUUCAAGCGAGAGCUUCACACUAUUUCUUUCCUGGGGGGUCUGGCACUCAACGAGGGGGUCAACUGGCUAAUAAAGAACAUUAUCCGGGAGCCCCGGCCCUGUGGAGAUACCCACUCCAUGGUGAAUACCAAAUAUGGGAUGCCUUCCAGCCAUUCCCAAUUUAUGUGGUUCUUCUCAGUCUACUCCUUCCUUUUUCUUUAUUUAAGAAUGCAUCAAACAAACAACGCCAGAUUCCUGGACUUGUUGUGGAGACAUGUGCUCUCUCUGGGCCUUGUGACAGUAGCCUUUCUCGUCUCAUAUAGUAGAGUGUAUUUGUUGUACCACACCUGGAGCCAGGUUCUCUAUGGAGGGGUCGCAGGAAGCAUCAUGGCUGUCGCGUGGUUUGCCUUCACACAGGAGAUCCUUACUCCACUGUUCCCCAGGAUAGCAGCCUGGCCCAUAUCUGAGUUCUUCUUAAUUCGAGACACAAGCCUCAUCCCCAAUGUCCUGUGGUUUGAGUACACAGUCACAAGAGCAGAGGCCAGAAACAGACAGCGAAAGCUGGGUACAAAGCUACAGUGAGAGUGCUCGGGCGUGGCUGGGCCAGCCCCACAGAUCUGACUAGUAGGAUGCCGCCACGGAGACCUCGACAGACCCAAGUCACCACGUGGAGCCUUUUUCUUUCUUUCUUUCUUUCAUCUUUUUUUUUUUUUAAAUCAACAAGACGGACCAAAGGCGAGACUGGGGCCUUCAGCGGGAGUCCAGAGGCCUGGGCGUUGGUUUGGGCAGCUUGCUAGGCAUCCCCACUGCCCAUGGGAUCAGGAUACAAAUGGACCUUGCCCAUACCACCACUGCACACCGAGAGGCAGAAUGUACCAUAACAUCCAAGGCCAGAGGAAGGGACUAAGGGUGGGAUAAUGGGGGAGAAAGAAGAAAACUUUCAUCUGAGAGCUUGAGACAGGGUGGGUGGGGAAAAAUCUAACAGCCAACUAUUUGUGUGGAAUUUAGGUGGUAUGAAAUAUACAUGCUAUUUAUUUUUUUUCUAA